GGCUAGCAGUGGCGAAGGCGGCUGUAGCGGCAGCAUGAAGCGGACCCCGACCGCCGAGGAACGAGAGCGCGAAGCUAAGAAACUGAGGCUUCUUGAAGAGCUCGAAGAUACUUGGCUUCCUUAUCUGACCCCCAAGGAUGAUGAAUUCUAUCAGCAGUGGCAGCUGAAAUACCCGAAACUGAUUCUCCGCGAAGCCGGCAGCGUACCCGAGGAGCUCCAUAAGGAGGUGCAAGAAGCCUUCCUCACGCUGCACAAGCAUGGCUGCUUCUUCCGGGACCUGGUCAGGAUCCAAGGCAAGGAUUUGCUCACCCCAGUCUCUCGCAUCCUCAUCGGCAACCCAGGCUGCACCUACAAGUACCUCAACACCAGGCUCUUUACGGUGCCCUGGCCGGUGAAGGGCUCUAGUCCGAAGUACGAUGAGGCGGGUAUUGCUGCUGCCUGUCAGACCUUCCUCAAGCUCAACGACUACCUGCAGACAGAGACCAGCCAGGCUUUGGAGGAACUCGCUUGCAAAGAGAAAGCUAAUAUCGAUGCCGUGCCGGUGUGUAUAGGUCCAGAUUUCCCCAGGGUCGGGCUGGGGUCCUUUGACGGGCAAGACGAGCUGGACAUUAAGAACAGAGCCGCAUACAACGUCACUCUGUUGAAUUUCAUGGAUCCCCAGAAAAUGCCGUACCUGAAGGAGGAGCCUUAUUUUGGCAUGGGGAAAAUGGCCGUGAGCUGGCAUCACGAUGAAAAUCUGGUGGAACGGUCGGCGGUGGCCGUGUACAGUUAUAGCUGUGAAGGCCCAGAAGAGGAAAGUGAGGAUGACCCUCAGCUCGAAGGCAGAGACCCUGAUACUUGGCAUGUCGGUUUUAAGAUCUCGUGGGACAUAGAGACUCCUGGCUUGGCAAUACCCCUUCACCAAGGAGACUGCUACUUCAUGCUUGAUGAUCUCAAUGCCACCCACCAACACUGUGUUUUGGCUGGUUUACCACCUCGGUUUAGUUCUACCCACCGAGUGGCAGAGUGCUCGACCGGAACCUUGGAUUAUAUCUUAGAGCGCUGCCAGCUGGCUCUGCAGAAUGUCCGUAAUGAGGUGGACGGUGGUGAUGUUUCUUUGAAAUCCUUCGAGCCUGCAGUUCUGAAACAAGGAGAAGAAAUCCACAACGAGGUCGAGUUCGAGUGGCUGAGACAGUAUUGGUUUCAAGGCAAUCGAUACAGAAAGUGCACUGAUUGGUGGUGUCAACCCAUGACUCAACUGGAAGGACUGUGGAAGAAGAUGGAAGGCGUGACAAAUGCUGUGCUUCAUGAAGUUAGAAGAGAGGGGGUCCCCGUGGAACAAAGGAAUGAACUCCUGACUGCCAUCCUUGCCUUGCUCACCACACGUCAAAACUUGAGGAGGGAGUGGCACACCAGGUGCCAGUCCCGAAUUGCCCGAACCUUACCUGUGGAUCAGAAGCCAGAAUGUCGACCAUAUUGGGAAAAGGAUGAUCCUUCGAUGCCUCUGCCAUUCGAUCUCACAGACAUCGUUUCAGAACUCAGAAGUCUGCUUCUGGAAGGAAAACCCUAGAAGGAGCACAAGUCUUAGGUGGAGGAGGAAAAGAGAUUUUUGACUUCCUUCCUCCAACCUUGCCGUGGGCUUGGGCAAGGGCAGUAUGGGUAGACCUUGACCUUUAGAUCACAGAACCUGGGUCCCCUUAGAAAGAGUAGGCAAUGGAGCCCAUGAAUGUUAAAAUGUUUAAAAAUGGCACAGUGUUAUAAUCUGAUUUGGUACGAAACAAGAACCUGCCCCCAAAAUACUAUUCCCCAUUUGGAUUUUUCAUGGGAGCCAUUCAGCUCCCAAAGGCCAAGGUGGCAGGGGUGGGCCGUCUCUGGCAGAUCCCAGCCUACUUUCCACCUUCCCCAGUCUUUUCAGAAACUCUAGAGUAGAAGACUCUAAAGUCAUCCGAGGGGGAAGACAGAACCUAGAUACCAUUCCCCCCCCAAUUUCUCACCACGCCCUCUAGAGGCUGUGCUGUCCAAUAUGGUAGCCCUUAGCUGGGUGUGGCUUCUUAAAUCCAGUUUCAAUUGUAAUUAAAAAUCCCGUGCCUCAGCUG
This is a messenger RNA of Odobenus rosmarus divergens (Pacific walrus), 2075 nucleotides long. It is a transcript of the gene FTO, whose product is annotated as fat mass and obesity associated. The record is from RefSeq and is a predicted model, not a curated record. Lineage: Eukaryota; Metazoa; Chordata; Mammalia; Carnivora; Odobenidae. The coding region runs from base 35 to 1549 and encodes 504 amino acids. The transcript has 9 exons. Gene Ontology annotation, molecular function: mRNA N6-methyladenosine dioxygenase activity; broad specificity oxidative DNA demethylase activity; ferrous iron binding. Gene Ontology annotation, biological process: DNA alkylation repair; RNA repair; regulation of multicellular organism growth.